This is a messenger RNA of Chenopodium quinoa (quinoa), 361 nucleotides long. RefSeq names its product probable prolyl 4-hydroxylase 10. Gene Ontology annotation, molecular function: procollagen-proline 4-dioxygenase activity. The transcript has 3 exons. The record is from RefSeq and is a predicted model, not a curated record. Gene Ontology annotation, cellular component: endoplasmic reticulum. The coding region runs from base 1 to 354 and encodes 117 amino acids. NCBI's taxonomy places the organism in Eukaryota, Viridiplantae, Streptophyta, Magnoliopsida, Caryophyllales, Amaranthaceae. Gene Ontology annotation, biological process: peptidyl-proline hydroxylation to 4-hydroxy-L-proline.
AUGCUAUCAGAGCAUGCUGAGGGAUUGCAGAUUCUUCACUAUGAAGAAGGUCAGAAGUACGAACCGAACCAUGAUUACUUCCUUGAUGAAUUCAACAAGAAAAAUGGUGGCCAAAGGAUUAUUGCUACUGUUCUAAUGUACUUAUCAGAUGUUGAAGAGGGUGGUGAGACUGUUUUUCCAGCUUCUCAUGGGAAUUUUAGUUCCCUGCCUGGGUGGAAUGAGCGGUCUGAAUGUGCUAAAAGGGGCUUAUCUGUAAAACCAAAGAUGGGUGAUGCCUUACUUUUUUGGAGCAUGAGGCCUAACGCGACAUUAAAUGUAUGUUUAGUUUGGAGUUGCAGUCAUUUGUUAAAUUAGCACUAAG